Molecule: messenger RNA, 1244 nt
Organism: Acyrthosiphon pisum (pea aphid)
Lineage: Eukaryota; Metazoa; Arthropoda; Insecta; Hemiptera; Aphididae
Product: DNA damage-binding protein 1-like
Exons: 3
Coding region: 199-978 (259 amino acids)
Molecular function (GO): protein binding
Source: RefSeq, a predicted model, not a curated record
AUUCAAUUUUUUAUCAUAAUGGAUCUUGUAAUAUUAUUCGUCUUCCCAUAAGACAGGUAAAUUAUUUUUACCUGAAAAUGAUAAGUUAUAUAUUUCUUACAUUUCUUAUAUUUUCAGAAAAUAGAAAUUGUAUGUUAUACUAGAGUCGAUUUAGAGGGAACUAGAUAUUUACUUGGAGACCAUUCAGGUUGUUUGCUUAUGUUAUUUUUAAAGUAUGAAAAAACAUUAAACGGAAAAUUUAAAGUUACAGAUCUAUAUCUACGUUAUUUUGGAGAAAUUAGUAUUCCUAUAUCACUUACAUAUUUGGAUAACAAAGUAAUUUAUGUUGCAUCUAAAUUUGGUGACUCUCAACUCAUUAAAUUACAUUAUGAAUUGAAUGAAACUGGUUCACAUUUAACAAUUUUAGAUCAAUAUCUUAAUUUAGGACCAAUUGUUGACAUGUGCUUAGUUGAUAUUGACCAACGUGGUCAAGAACAAAUUGUUACUUGUUCAGGGGCAUAUAAAGAUGGAUCUCUUAGAAUUAUAAACAAUGGAGUAGGGAUUCAAGAAAUAGCCACAAUUGAUUUGCUUGGAAUUAAAGGAAUUUGGUCUCUAAGUUUUAACACAAAAAGUGAUCUAGAUGAUACAUUAGUAUUAUCUUUUGUUUGGCAUAGUAAAGUUUUGGCAUAUGAUAGUGAAGAGGCCGAAGAAAUAUAUGUUGAAGGUUUUGAAUCUGAGUUACAAACAUUUUACUGUGGUAAAACAUUAGAUAAUAAGAUGGUUCAAGUAACAUCUGCUAGUGUUCGGUUAAUUUGUAUGGAGUCAAAGAAAUUAAUAAGUGAAUGGAAAGUACCAUAUUUCAGAAAUAUUAAUGCUGUGUCGUGUAAUGGUCAUCAGGCGGUUUGCUCUUCAGGACAUGAUCUAUAUUACAUAGAAAUUGGAUCACAAAAAAUUUUUCAAAAUAAGUAUAACAUUUUUGUAUAUACAUUUGAUGUUUAGCAUUAAUUUUUUUUCAAAACAUGUUAUUAGGCAUAUUACAUUAGAACAUGAAGUAUCUUGUCUUGACAUUUGUUUAUUUAAAGACAAGUUUGGUGAAACUAUAAUAUUGCUUGCUAUUGGUCUAUGGACAGAUACAUCUAUUAAAGUACUUAAGCUUCCAGAUUUUGUAGAACUUGAAAAAGAAAAUUUAUUUGAAGGUAAUAAAUAAUGAUUAUCAAUAUAUGGGAUUAAGUUUUAUUAAAUAAGUAAAAAAUAUAUACCAUCAU